Messenger RNA from Physcomitrium patens, 1438 nucleotides. RefSeq names its product SUMO-activating enzyme subunit 1B-1. The record is from RefSeq and is a predicted model, not a curated record. Lineage: Eukaryota; Viridiplantae; Streptophyta; Bryopsida; Funariales; Funariaceae. Gene Ontology annotation, molecular function: SUMO activating enzyme activity. Gene Ontology annotation, cellular component: SUMO activating enzyme complex; cytoplasm. Gene Ontology annotation, biological process: protein sumoylation.
UGGGCUCCAAUUCGUUUUGAGGCUGCUUCAGAGGCAGAGUGAACCGAUACUUGCAAGCUUCACUUCACCAGCCAGCCACGGAGCUCGAGGAUCGCGGAGGCCUCAUCGCAUUGUCCUUCCUCCACGCCCAUCCUCACAUUCUACUCCAGGCCAUUCGGGCUUGAGGAAUUUAAUCGAAGCGAGAUGGAUCCACCAACUGAGCUUUUAACGGAGCAAGAGGCUGCUGUUUAUGAUCGGCAGAUCCGUGUUUGGGGUGUUGAUGCUCAAAGAAAAUUAAGCAAAGCCCGCGUUUUGGUGGUCGGUAUGUCUGGUGUUAUUGCAGAGACUUGCAAGAAUAUAGUGCUUGCAGGGGUUGGAAGUCUCACACUGGUUGAUGACAGUAAGUUGACGUUGGAGGCUUCAGCUGCGAAUUUUUUGAUCCAAUUUGAUGAACUGGAGGGUCAAGGGAUCACUCUUGCGGAAGCAUGCGCAGCUUCGUUGCGUGAUUACAAUCCCAUGGUCCAGGUUAAGGCCGAAGCAGGCAGCAUCCAGAACAAGCCUGACAGCUUUUUUGGCAAUUUUGAUGCCAUCAUAUUGGGGCGAUCUUCUAUCAGUCUACGGAAACACGUAAAUGAGCUGUGUCGAAAACAAGGUCAUAGAAUUGGAUUUUAUUCUGUGGAUUGUAGAGGCACUUGUGGCAGCCUGUUUGUGGAUCUGAAGUCGCAUUCAUAUGUUUCGAAGAGAGCAAAAGACGAUAAAGAUGCACGACACGAGUUGACAUACCCAAGUCUUGAGGAAGCAUUGAGUGUACCGUGGAAGAGCUUUCCAAAGAGAACAUCCAAACUUCUUUUCGCUCUGAGAUGCCUUGAAGAUUUUGAACAUGCAGAGGGCCGUCAGCCUGGGCAUGUUUCUUCUCAAGACCUUCCAGCAUUACUGGCUUUUUGGAAGUCAGCUUGUGAAGCUCAGAAGGUGGCUGAAAAUCUUGUUUCAGAGCCUCUAUUCCAGAGAUUGCUGGGUUCAGGCAGCUCUGAGUUGCCCCCUGUAUGUGCUAUCUUGGGUGGCAUCGUUGGCCAGGAGCUGAUCAAGGCAAUGUCCGGUAAAGGAGAACCUCUAAGGAACUACUUCUUUUUUGAUGCUGCUGAUGGGAAGGGCAUUAUAGAAAUGGUUGCACCAAAAUAAGAAUUGAGCGUGCAGCCAAGCUUUUGUCCAUCUCCUUCAAACCCUGUACAGAAAGUUGAUAACCCUGUCACUUUACUAUCAGACUGUCAUUGAACCCAGUAUUGGGGCAUCAAUUAUCCCACACCUUCAUAUCAAGGAGGAUCAGCCUUAACGUCCGAGUACCACGUGGAAAAUGUCGGUGCAAGUUUUAUUUUCUUUCUAUUUUACCAUGUCAAGGGAAAACUUGCUUGCCUUAGACGUGUGCUUGCUCUGGUCGGACCACAUGAGCUUUACUACCUGA